Pleuronectes platessa (European plaice) is the source of this 2088-nucleotide messenger RNA. RefSeq names its product ribokinase (gene rbks). Gene Ontology annotation, molecular function: ribokinase activity. The record is from RefSeq and is a predicted model, not a curated record. The transcript has 9 exons. Lineage: Eukaryota; Metazoa; Chordata; Actinopteri; Pleuronectiformes; Pleuronectidae. Gene Ontology annotation, biological process: D-ribose metabolic process. The coding region runs from base 95 to 1036 and encodes 313 amino acids.
UAACUGGUCUGGCAAUGACUACAACGAUACCGUCACUGUCUGUAGUGUGUGUUCAGUUUCCCUCUGUGCAGGAACAAAGUUUGAUCUGCAGAUCAUGACCGACGAGGCUUACGAUGUGAUGGUGGUUGGCUCCUGUAUGACUGACUUAGUGAGCCAAGCACCAAGGCUACCCAAACCAGGAGAAACCAUCCAUGGUCACAAGUUCUUCAUCGGCUUUGGAGGAAAGGGCGCCAACCAGUGCAUUCAGGCUGCCAGACUGGGGGCCAAAACUGCCAUGGUCUGCAAGGUUGGUAAAGACUUCUUUGGAGACAAUUACAUCCAGAAUUUCAAGGACAAUGGCGUACACACAGACUUUGUGGGGCAAACAUCUGACGCAGCCACAGGAGCUGCCUCCAUCAUCGUAAAUGAUGCAGGUGAGAACGUCAUUGUGAUCGUGGCCGGUGCCAACUUGCUGCUGGGCAGUGAGGAGCUACAGGACGCUCUUCCAGCCGUCAGUCGUGCAAAAGUACUGGUGUGCCAGCUGGAGAUCAGUCCACAGACUUCCUUAUCUGCACUACGCAUGGCUCAGGAAAACAAAGUGAAGACAAUAUUCAACCCAGCACCGGCCAUUUCUGACCUGGAUCCAGAUUUCUACAGAGUGUCUGAUGUGUUUUGCUGUAAUGAGUCUGAGGCUGAGCUGCUGACUGGUUCCUCCGUUACUAAUGUGGAGGAAGCACAUCAGGCCGGUAAGGAGCUGCUGAAACGAGGCUGCGGGUCGGUCAUCGUCACUUUGGGAUCUCAAGGUUGUGUGGUGCUCAAGGCACAGGAGUCUACUCCAAAACAUGUUCCAACGACUGCGAUCACAGCAGUGGACACUACAGGUGCUGGUGACAGCUUCAUUGGAGCGCUGGCGUUUUUCAUGGCUAAUUAUCCCACAAUGCCUCUGGAGGAGAUGGUCCACAGAGCCAAUCAGGUGGCAGGAGUGAGCGUGCAGGCUGUCGGCACGCAGGCGUCUUACCCCUUCAAAAAGGACCUGCCAGCUGAGCUGUUCAAGUAACAGCUCAUGGGCAAGUAGACGCCAGUUGGACCAAAUCUGGAACAAGUCUCAUUGAAAAGUGAACACUGGUUAAUAAAAUUAGCUGCUGUAGACAAAUCUGAAUUUUAUGAUAUGAAUGAGUAUAAGUAAUUAUGUAACAAAUGUUUAAUAUAAAGGUCAACACAACCUUAAUUUGACUGUCAAUAUCCCUUACAUGAAUAGUGCCCAACGAUGUCAGAGAUAUGACAACACACAAAUGUCGUUUUUUGCGCAACUUUUUUUAAUCUCAAUCGUUUUUAACAGUUAAAUAAUUCACAAGAAUCUCAACACUAAAUAUUCUAUGGAACAUAUGUGAUUUAAUUGAUGCCAAAUAAAUCUCAUUUUUUGUGGUUCAAGAACAUUUCCUUGGUUUGAAUAUUUACUUUUUACAAAACUCCAAUAUUUAUCACUGACAUAACUGUAAAGAUCUGCUGAAAAGACAAAGUAUUCUUGUGUGUAGAGGUGAUGGAGACUUUGUUAAAGCUGGGCCUGUGUUUGCAUCAUGAUGAACUGGUGCAGUAGGGAGGGUCGAGGCCUUCUUAGAGAUCCAAGGAGAAAUCCUCUGCACUCAUGUCAGCCAGCCAACCACACAUUUUGACUGACAAACACCUUUUAUCAUCCAAGGCAAAAGAAAGAGUCUGUUUAAACCUCGAAGGUUUAUGGUGUCCUUUUAUUUUUCUUCACUUUUAAACUGAUCUGAUCUUCCUCUUCUCAAAGAAUAGGACAUGCGUGUUCACUGGAAAGAGAAGAACAGCAGAUUUAAAACAUGUUGAGAAGAAUGAGUGAUGAUCCACAGAAAUUGAAGCUUGUGUUAGAAGGUGAAUUGUCCAGGUCUGUUUUGUAAAGGGAGAUUUACUGGUACGACUGUCAACACUUUUCUUAAACUUGUACAGUGUCUGUUCUAAUCAGGCCUGUUUGGAAUGGGAUGUUUGCUUGACCUGUGGUAAUGCUGGUUGGAACUUUGUCAUGGGUCUCUCACUUUAAAAGUUACCUGCUGUACUUGAGAUGCGACAAGUAAAGACCGGCUCCCAGAC